This is a messenger RNA of Hibiscus syriacus, 1412 nucleotides long. RefSeq lists its product as uncharacterized. Gene Ontology annotation, cellular component: ubiquitin ligase complex. Gene Ontology annotation, molecular function: ubiquitin conjugating enzyme binding; cullin family protein binding; ubiquitin-like protein binding. Gene Ontology annotation, biological process: positive regulation of ubiquitin-protein transferase activity; protein neddylation. The record is from RefSeq and is a predicted model, not a curated record. The transcript is spliced from 9 exons. Bases 289 to 1227 code for a protein of 312 amino acids. Lineage: Eukaryota; Viridiplantae; Streptophyta; Magnoliopsida; Malvales; Malvaceae.
ACCCGAACCGUAAGGGAUCCGGUUCAUUCCCCUGUUAAUUUCACCGAAAAACCAGUAUUUUUGUUUUCGUUUCCUUUCUUUCUCUUCCUCAGAAAACGAAAUCCAAAGGAAACCUCAUUUUCGUAUAAUACAGAGGAAGAGAGGAGACUUUAAUUUCCAAGCGGAGACCGUUAAGAACAACUUCCAAUUUUUGUUAUUUCUGUGUUUAUCUUUUAAACUCACCUGACAACAAUAAUAAUAGGAGGAACACCCGAACUAGCCCGAGCUCCGCAGACUGUCGCGAUUCCGAUGGAAUCUUUGGGUCCAAACCAGCUAGAUAUCUUCGAGAUUUACCUGCGAUUUUGUGAACCUAGAACAGGAAAUGCAUAUGUUCAUGGUGAAGAUGGGUACCGACAAGAUGAGGAAUUGCAAAGAGCGACGAAGGAUGGAUUGAAUCAGCUGUUAAAGAUGGUGGAGUCAAGGAUGCAUACAAGUACUUUGAUCUUUGAUGAACUUCGCAAGCUAAUGUUGCAACUAGACCUGACGGCAGACUUCUCUGAAUUCUCAUGCUUCUAUGAUUUUGUUUUCUUCAUGUGCCGAGAAAAUGGUCAAAAGAAUAUCACUGUAAGCAGGGCAGUUGCUGCAUGGAGAUUAGUCUUAGCAGGCAGGUUUCGAUUGCUUGACAAAUGGUGUAAAUAUGUUGAGGAAAAUCAACGUCACAAUAUUUCGGAGGAUACUUGGCAGCAAGUUUUAGCUUUUAGUAGGUGUGUACAUGAAAAUCUGGAAGGCUAUGAUCCCGAAGGUGCUUGGCCUGUUCUGAUUGAUGACUUUGUGGAGCAUAUGUACAGAAUUUCGGGAUCCAACAAAGAUUCAAAUGUUUUCUGCUGCUGUGUUGAUUUGGAGUCGCAGUCCUCUGCAUACGAGGACACUUUGCCUGGAUUAAGAGUAUAUCCUGGGAUGAAGAGGAAAUUGCCUGAAUGUCAAGACGAUGAGAUGGAGUCUUCCGAUUCGCACUUCUUGAACUCGCCAGGCAUGAAUUAUUCAUUGAAUUCUAAGAGAAGUAAGUUGAUUGCACAGCGAUCGGUUAAUAGGGAAGAUAAUCCUCCCCAGAAUUCAUCUGAUGAUUGCAUGGGAAUUGCCAAACACAGUAGUCCAAUGUGUUCUUCCAAGUCUCCUUGUGCAAUUGAAGGUUGCCUAUCGAAGGGUUUUGCAGGUCUCUUAUCAAGUUGCUCCUAUUUUGCAGUUUGACCCCGGAAAGAAUUCCCUAUUACACGGAGCUCGCAUCCGAGUAUAAUUAUAGAAAAAAUGUAUCCUUUGCAAGUCUACGGUAUAGAUGUAUUAAAAUUUCUGCAACUGGUGUUUUUCGGAUGAUUUUGUGGGUUAAUUUCCUAACCUUUGAACAUUUGCAAGGUGCUGUCAUUAUGUCUGAUGCA